This is a messenger RNA of Marmota flaviventris (yellow-bellied marmot), 486 nucleotides long. Lineage: Eukaryota; Metazoa; Chordata; Mammalia; Rodentia; Sciuridae. The record is from RefSeq and is a predicted model, not a curated record.
CGCGAGUGUCUCUAUCCACGUGGGGCAGGCAGGUGUCCAGAUCGGCAAUGCCUGCUGGGAACUGUACUGCCUUGAACAUGGAAUUCAGCCCGAUGGUCAGAUGCCAAGUGACAAAACCAUUGGCGGCGGGGAUGACUCGUUCAACACGUUCUUCAGCGAAACCGGGGCUGGCAAGCACGUGCCCAGAGCAGUGUUUGUGGACCUGGAGCCCACCGUGGUUGAUGAAGUGCGCACAGGGACCUACAGGCAGCUCUUCCACCCGGAACAGUUGAUCACUGGGAAGGAAGAUGUCGCCAAUAAUUAUGCCAGAGGCCAUUACACCAUUGGCAAGGAGAUCGUGGACCUGGUCCUGGACCAGAUCCGCAAACUGGCGGAUCUGUGCACAGGACUGCAGGGCUUCCUCAUCUUCCACAGCUUCGGGGGCGGCACGGGCUCCGGGUUCGCUUCUCUGCUCAUGGAGCGGCUGUCAGUGGACUAUGGCAAGAA